Molecule: messenger RNA, 4198 nt
Organism: Choloepus didactylus (southern two-toed sloth)
Lineage: Eukaryota; Metazoa; Chordata; Mammalia; Pilosa; Megalonychidae
Gene: ACTR5
Product: actin related protein 5
Exons: 9
Coding region: 292-2139 (615 amino acids)
Biological process (GO): regulation of DNA-templated transcription
Cellular component (GO): Ino80 complex; cytoplasm
Source: RefSeq, a predicted model, not a curated record
GAGGCGCUACGCACUGGGGGCGGGGCUUCCGGGCCCAGAGUCCAGGCUAGAGCCGUAGGGCGCCGUCGCUUAUCAGCCAUUGGAGGCGAGGUUAAGCGGCCAGGAUGGGCGGGGCCUAGCAGCGUCCUGGGUUAUGAGGGGCGAGUAAAUGGAGACGCUGAAUUUAGCGAGGGGAGGACGCUCCCAAGCACCGAGGGUCUGAAGAGAGCGGCGUUACGCGCGGGGGCGGGGCUUUGCGUCCUCUCGGAGGUCGGUGCGGCGAGGGGCGGGAUUGGGCUCUCAUGCGUCAAGAUGGCGGCGUUUACAGUUGGUGGAGCGGCUGCCAAUGUGUUCCCGUUCCGAGACGCCCGCGCCGCGCCGGAUCCGGUGCUGAAGGCCGGCCCGAUAACACACGGGCCGCUGCCGGUGCCGCUGGUGCUGGACAACGGGUCGUUUCAGACGCGCGCCGGCUGGGCAUGUUCUGGGCCGGACCCGGGCCCGGAGCCGCGCCUGCAGUUCCGCGCGGUGUGCGCUCGCGGGCGUGGCGGGGCGCGGGGCGGUCCGGGUCCGCAGGUGGGCAACGCGCUGGGCAGCCUGGAGCCGCUGCGCUGGAUGCUGCGCUCGCCCUUCGACCGCAACGUGCCGGUCAAUCUGGAGCUGCAGGAGCUGCUGCUAGACUACAGCUUCCAGCACCUAGGGGUCUCCUCACAGGGCUGUGUUGAUCAUCCUAUAGUUUUGACGGAAGCCGUGUGCAACCCCCUGUAUUCACGGCAGAUGAUGUCGGAGCUUCUUUUUGAGUGCUAUGGGAUUCCAAAGGUUGCUUACGGAAUAGACAGCCUCUUCAGCUUCUACCACAAUAAGCCAAAGAACUGGAUUUCCAGUGGGCUCAUCGUUUCAUCUGGAUAUCAGUGUACACAUAUUUUGCCCAUCUUAGAAGGGAGGUUAGAUGCUAAAAACUGCAAACGCAUCAAUCUUGGAGGAAGUCAAGCAGCCGGCUACCUCCAGCGUCUCCUCCAGCUGAAGUAUCCUGGGCACCUGGCAGCUAUCACUCUCAGCCGCAUGGAGGAGAUCCUCCAUGAGCACAGCUACAUCGCUGAGGAUUAUGUAGAAGAAUUGCAGAAAUGGCGAUGCCCUGAUUAUUAUGAGAACAACGUCCACAAGAUGCAGCUCCCUUUUUCCAGCAAGCUCCUCGGCAGCACUCUGACUUCUGAGGAGAAACAGGAAAGGCGGCAGCAGCAGCUCCGGCGGCUACAGGAGCUCAAUGCCCGUCGGCGGGAGGAGAAGCUGCAGCUUGACCAGGAGCGGCUGGACAGACUGCUCUAUGUGCAAGAGCUUCUAGAGGAUGGUCAUAUGGAUCAGUUUCACAAAGCUCUGAUAGAGCUGAACAUGGACUCCCCAGAAGAGCUUCAGUCCUACAUACAAAAGCUCAGUUCGGCAGUGGAGCAAGCCAAGCAGAAAAUCCUUCAAGCAGAAGUCAGCCUGGAGGUGGAUGUGGUUGACAGCAAGCCAGAGACCCCUGAUCUGGAGCAGCUAGAGCCGUCUCUGGAAGAUGUGGAAAGCAUGAACGAUUUUGAACCCUUGUUUUCAGAGGAGACGCCUGAAGUGGAGAAACCAGUUACUACAGUCCAGCCCGUAUUUAACUUGGCAGCGUAUCAUCAGCUGUUUGUUGGAACAGAAAGAAUUCGAGCUCCAGAAAUUAUUUUCCAGCCAUCCCUCAUAGGAGAAGAGCAGGCUGGAAUUGCUGAGACCCUUCAGUAUAUGCUGGAGAGGUAUCCAAAGGGUGUUCAGGAUAUGCUGGUUCAGAACAUUUUCCUCACUGGUGGGAACAUGAUGUAUCCUGGGAUGAAAGCCAGGAUUAAGAAGGAAUUAUUGGAGAUGAGACCCUUCCAGUCUGCUUUUCAGGUUCAACUUGCCUCUAACCCCGUGCUGGACGCCUGGUAUGGUGCUCGUGACUGGGCCUUGGACCACCUGGAUGAUGAUAAAGUCUGGAUCACCAGGAAGGAAUAUGAAGAAAAGGGAGGAGAGUACCUGAAGGAGCACUGCGCUUCCAACAUCUACGUCCCCAUCUGCCUCCCGAAACAGGCUUCUAGGUCCUCAGAAGCUCAGACGUCCGGCAAAGGCUUGGGGGCCAGUGGCAGCAGUGCUGGCGAGCAGGCUUAGCAGAGGGGCCCCUCUGGGGAGUCGGCACUGUGCACAGUGCCCUUUGGCCAGUGGGACAUGACUGUGAGUGCUAGAUGUAUCUGGUCCGAGUCUGGUGUUAACAGUUGGCUGUUAAAUGGAUUUCUCCUGGGGAGAAGAGUUUAGGAACACUGGGAGUUACCCCUUAGAACUGUGUUCACAUUGGAGCUUCUGGAAUGAAGAAGCUUAAGGUGACCUUGUGGUGUUUUUGUAGAAUCUUGGAUGAACUGUGGCCCCAGCUUUCCAGUGGCUUUCUGCAGCAGUGAAUGAAGACAGGAUGGAGGACAGAAAUACACAAAAUGUACAAGACUUAUUUCUUACUGCAUUUUAAAGCCUUCUUUGUUUUAAAAAAGUAUUUUAAAAUUUAUAUUGUCACUGUAGACAUUUUAUUCUUCUAAAUUUAUUCAGAAAUUGUGUGAAUGCCCAGCAGGGGGAGGUCUUUCAUGUGUAUGAAAAGGUAGUAUUUAUGUAAUAAAAGCAGUCACCCAUGAAAUCUCAGGAGCUGGAAAUAUUUCCCUCCUCUUAUUGUUUUCCCUUAAAAAUAAGGGGAAAAAAGACCCAGAGAAAGUAACCAACUUGUGCAAAGUUACUAUUCUGUUUGUUAGAGGCCUGCAACUUACAUUCAUAUUUUCUUUCUGGAAACUUUUCACUGUAGAAGUCCUUCUUGCAGUUUUUAAAAUUUCUGUCCCUGUGAGUUUCUUCGCUGCUUAACUUUGUCAGAUCUUUUUGAACGAAGAGACUGGAGAAGAUUAAUCAUGUAGCCUUUUUAAUUUUGCCAUAACCUCACAACCUGUUUGCCCUCAGAGCUUGAUGUUAAAUGGACAAAUAACCCUUUAGUUUUACAGAAAUUGCUUGUUGAGAAUUUUAACACCCUAGAAUUGAGUCCAUAAGUCCCCUGAGCUGUUAACAGCAUGCCAUAGAAUUCACACAUUUAAAACAGCAUGGAGCCCUUAGCCCACCCAAUAUCCAAGGGUGAUCAUCUGGAUCUCCAGCUCUCAAAAGUUUAGUAGCUGCAGACCAGGAGGCGGCAGUGGUGGUAGUGUAGAAAGCCCAAGCCAACUUAAGAUCUCCGAGGCAGCUGUUUUCCAGCCUACUCUACUUAUAGACGUGCUUGCCUUGCUAGCCUCUCUAGAUCCUAGAGAUCUGGGGAUUGUUUAAUCAGAAAUGGCCAUACCUUCUGGAAAACCUGGUAUGAGAUAGUAGAGGGUCUGUUCACCAAGCAUUUUGUAAUCUGAACAACCUUCUAAGACUCUUCAGCAAAAAUUGGAGGGGAUUUCCUUUUCUUUCCCCAGUUUGGGCCACCUUUUGGGGACUGUCUGGCAGGAAGUGGGAGAUAAAGGGGAAGAGGAUCUUUCCUUGUCCACUUGUCUCUCAGCUCAGAUAGAAUUCUUGGGAAUGCUUAAGAGGGUGAGAGAGGGGACUUUACCUUCUGGUUCAUGCCCAGCUUAGCCUUUUGGAAAUGUCUCAGAGGAAAUGGGAGUGGGAUGUUUCUGGCAGCCAUUCCUCAGCCUGGACAACGUUCUGUUUCCACAAGAAUAGGUAGAUGAAUUCAACUGCCUAGCGCUUUCCAGCCUGUGUAACAGUCUGAUAAUCACCUGGCCAGACUGGGGUAUCUUAUCCUGGCAGCCAUCUCACAGCCUGGGCAUCCACCUGGGGGUGGCCUGGGAUUCAGGUUGAAGGGCAUUCUCCAGCCUGGACAAAUUUCUUUCAUCUCCUUAGCUAUAGUCAAGGGGGAAGGGGACUUUAUCUGGGGCCCAUUCCCCAUCUUGGGACAUUUAGCAGCAAUUUGGAUUGAGUUUCAUCUGAAGUGUUAAACUCUAAGGCUUUCCAGUUGGACCAGUGAAGUCCAUGCCCUGAUCACUAUUUGUAGAAAAGGGUAUUCCAAGUGUAUGAACAAAGUCCUUUGGUUCAUAGUGACUUUCUCAACCUUGUCAUAGGCAUUCCUUCAGCUGUUCUGAAAAGGUACAAUCAAAUGCUAAAGUAUACUCAAGAAUAACAUUUCUUCAUCUGAAUAAAAUCAACCAGAAUAUUUACAAAAAUC